AUGAUACCAGCGCCCACGGUCCGGCGAUUUUCUUCCGCCAUUGCUAGAAACCGCACAUCGUUGCGAUGCCUCGCGGAGAGCUUCACCGCGACUCACGAUUUCGAGAUGCCCAGUUUCCCUCUUUUCGACCGCACGGGCGCCCAUGUUCGCUCGAGCCGAUUCAGCGUCGGCGGCCGCAACUGGGUCAUCGGGUUUCGCCCAAAUAGUUUCAACCAUGCUUCGGCCAAUUUAUUUUGUGUCGACCCAGCUCAGGAUGUGAGAGCCAGGUUCACCUUCAACAUGCUGGAGAAAGAUGGCGGGGCAUCGCUAACCAACCAUGGCGCGAUCGAGCAUGUCUUCUCGCCCAAAAGUGACUGCUGGGGCUACUUCAAAUUCGUCGAGAAAUCCAAGCUGGAACUGUCGGCCGGCGACAGCGGUGGCCACUCCCUGACCAUAAGGUGCGAUCUCACCGUUAUCACAGAGCCCCACGUUGUGGUUAACAGGAACAAACUAUUCUUGCUUCCGCAGCCGGAUCUGGCAGGCCAUCUCCAGCAGAUGUGGAAGGGUGGACAAGGAGCAGAUGCGACAUUCAUUGUUCGUGACCAAUCGUUCAAAGCCCACAGAUGCUUGUUAGCUGCACGGUCUCCGGUCUUCAAGGCGGAACUCUCUGGCCCGACAAAGCAGACGGCAACACAAUGCAUCAAGAUUGAAGACACUGAGCCUUCAAGCUUCGAGGGGCUACUUCACUUUGUCUACACAGAUUCCUUGCCAGAUGACAACGAGCAUUACGAAGAAGGCAGAACUGCGAGACUACAGCAAUUGCUGGUUGCGGCGGAUCGGUUUAGAUUGGACAGGUUGAAGGUGCUUUGUGCACGCAAACUGUGUGAAAGCAUUGACGUGCAGACGGUUGCAACGACCCUGGUUUUAGCAGAGAAACACGGUUGCAAGGAUGUCCUAUAGGCUUGCGUUGAGUUCAUGGCUCCACCUAAAGUCCUACGUGCUGUCAUGGCAACUGAUGGAUUCAAGGAUUUGGUAGCAACUUGUCCUUCCGUCAUGAAGGAUAUAUUGGACAAGGUGUCCCAUGGUGAAUAGUUUAGAGGA
Messenger RNA from Triticum aestivum (bread wheat), 1080 nucleotides. RefSeq names its product BTB/POZ and MATH domain-containing protein 1-like. The record is from RefSeq and is a predicted model, not a curated record. The transcript has a single exon. Bases 1 to 939 code for a protein of 312 amino acids. Gene Ontology annotation, biological process: protein ubiquitination. Lineage: Eukaryota; Viridiplantae; Streptophyta; Magnoliopsida; Poales; Poaceae. Gene Ontology annotation, molecular function: protein binding.